UUAUGCGCGUCUCCUCGUGAGAUUACGUGUGAUGUUAGUGCGCGUCUCCUCGUGAGAUUACGGUGAUAUUAUGCGCGUCUCCUCGUGAGAUUACGGUGAUGUAAGUGCGCGUCUCCUCGUGAGAUUCAGUCGGUUCAGUUUAAUGAGUUCAGUGCGUUAAAGCUCAUUUCUGCUGGAGCGGAUCGGGUGAUUGAACAAUAGAAUGAGUUUAAUAGAGGAGAACACGGAGCGAUGCGCGAAUGUUUCACCCCGAGAGCUCACUCAGAACCCUCUAAAGAAAAUAUGGAUGCCGUCCUGCAGAAACGGGCUUCCAGAGAGACACAUUAGUGAAAGAAAGGUAUGUAUGACCAACUGCCCCACACUUAUAGUGACGGUGGGUCUGCCAGCCAGAGGAAAGACCUACAUCUCCAAAAAACUCACCCGCUACCUCAACUGGAUUGAUGUUCCAACAAAAGAGUUUAAUGUUGGACAGUACCGACGGGAAUGUGUGAAGAUCUACAAAUCCUUUGAGUUCUUCCGGCCAGACAAUGAAGAGGGGCUUAAAAUCAGGAAACAGUGUGCAUUAGCAGCUCUCAAUGACGUCAGGCAGUAUCUCACCGAUGAAGGCGGCCAGGUGGCGGUCUUCGAUGCCACAAACACAACAAGAGAACGAAGGGAGACGAUCCUCAGAUUCGCUGAACAGAACGGUUUUAAGGUGUUCUUUGUGGAGUCUGUGUGUGAAGACCCAGAUGUGAUCGCAGAGAACAUUGUUCAAGUGAAGUUGGGCAGUCCAGACUACACACACUGUAACACGGAAGAGGCCAUCGCAGACUUCAUGAAGAGGAUCAAGUGUUAUGAGAACUCCUAUCAGACGCUGGACGAGGAGCUGGACAGGGAGCUUUCCUUCAUCAAGAUCAUCGAUGUGGGCCAGCGUUACCUGGUGAACCGGGUGCAGGAUCACAUACAGAGCCGAAUAGUGUACUACCUCAUGAACAUCCACAUCACACCGCGCUCCAUCUACCUGUGCCGGCACGGAGAGAGUGACCUGAAUGUCAAAGGUCGCAUUGGAGGUGAUUCGGGCCUCUCGGCCAGGGGAAAAGAGUUUGCUAAGGCGUUGGGACAGUUUAUUCAGUCACAGAAUAUUCAUGAUCUGAAGGUGUGGACGAGUCAGAUGAAGAGGACCAUACAGACGGCAGAAGGUGUCGGUGUGCCGUAUGAACAGUGGAAAUCUCUAAACGAGAUCGACGCUGGCGUUUGUGAGGAGCUCAUGUAUGAGGAGAUCCAGCAGAAAUAUCCUCUGGAGUUCGCUCUACGGGAUCAGGACAAAUAUCGCUACCGUUAUCCCAAAGGAGAGUCCUAUGAAGACCUGGUCCAGCGGCUGGAACCCGUGAUCAUGGAGUUAGAGAGGCAGGAGAACGUUCUAGUGAUCUGUCAUCAAGCCGUCAUGAGGUGCCUACUGGCCUACUUCCUGGACAAGACUGCAGGAGAACUGCCGUACCUGAAGUGUCCUCUACAUACAGUAUUGAAGUUAACACCUGUGGCUUACGGUUGUAAGGUGGAGUCCGUCUGUUUGAAAGUGGAUGCUGUGAAUACACACAGAGACAGACCGGCGAAUGUAAAUGUGCAUCGUUCUACAGAAGACGCCCUGCAGACCGUUCCACCCCGCCUCUGACCUCUGACCUCCGUGUCACUGUUCUAUCUCCAUCUGUGUCUGCUCUGCCUUCUUCAGAUCCAGUUGUGUUCGGUGAUGAGUUCCUGUCUGUAAGAUGUUUUCUGCUUGUGUAACGUGUGCUUUAUGACAUGUAUAGUGCGUGUAGUCCUGUUUAACACAGAUGAGUAACGUGUGAUCCAGAUGGAGUUUCAUUGAGGACUCAGUGUGUCAUGUGCAUCGAUAUAUGUAAGUGGAUAUACAUUAUACAUACAGUCUGAAGAGAUAUUAUUGCUGCUCCUGCUCACAUGUUGUCAUAUCUUAAAGAGUCAUCUCUGUUAUUUUGAGGGAUGGAUGGCAGUGUGUGUAUGUGUGUAUGUUUGUGUGUGUGAGUAUGUUUGUGUGUGUGAGUAUGUUUGUGUGUGUGUGUGUGCGCGUGUCUGUGUGUGUGCGCGCGUGUCUGUGUGUGUGCGCGCGUGUCUGUGUGUGUGCGCGCGUGUCUGUGUGUGCGCGCGUGUCUGUGUGUGCGCGCUCGUGUGUGGUGUGUGCGCGCGUGCGUGCGUGUUUGUCUGUGUGUGCGUGCGUGUGUGUGAGUGUGUGUUGUCUGUGAGUGUCUGUGUGAGUGAGUGUGUGUGUGAGUGUGUGUGUGUGUGUAACACAAAGAAACACUCAUUGUGUCAAAGAACAUAUUCAUGAAAUUUAUUUUGUCAAAAUCUUUUGUUGUUUUUGCUUUUAAUUCAUGGUUCUGACAUGUUGAUAGAGUAUAUUUAUUUAUUUUUAUAUGUUGUAAGGUUUAAAUAUAUUGGCCUGUUUCACCUGACAUUUAAACCGGUGACUUUAUAAAUGUGUUAUUUGAAAUCAACACUCACUGACUGUUCAAUCGGGUAUUUUUAUAUCUUGUAGAUUUUGCUCAGAAUAAUUGUGCAGAAUAUUCUGCUUUUUUAACUGCACGUUUCUGAGAAAUUGAAGUGCUAAUGAAAUUAAAAUAAUAAAUAGCUGUUUGUUACAUUAACAAAUGUGGGAAGAAAGUCUUGUGGGAAUUUAUAUUUACAUCGAUAAACAUCUCAUCGGUGAUUCUUCAAUGUUCAUACCUUCCCAAUAUAAGGAUCAACUAAAAUCUACGUAUAAUCACAGGGUCAGAAAUUAACUUUCACAUUAAGGGGUGAAAUCUGCCCUCUGCAUUUGAUUUUCAGGGGCGCUUUAAACAUAUUAUAGGGCAGUUUUUUUUUUUUAACCAAAUAUAAGGUGCCACCCUCUUAUCUCAAAUACUUACAUUUAAUCAAACCGUUUACAUAAAUUCUCAAUAUGAAUGACUAGAUUGAGAAUAUAUGACCUCUUACCCAGAAAAUUCCAGCAAUAUCAACAUAUACUUUAUGCGCAACUGCGCAACUAACACAAAUCCAUGUGUAAAAUGGAUUUGUGUAUGUAUAAAAUGGACUAAAUAGAGGAAUUUAUUUUUGCCCUUAUUCCACCUUAAUUUCUGACCUGUACUGUGUGAAAUGAGAUUAUCGGGGUGUUUCUAAUGUAAUCUGGAUUUGUGUUAGUUGCGCAGUACAAUAUAGUCCAUUUAUUGAAGUUGCCUCAAACGAUGUCCAAAAAGUGCUUUAAUACUGUAUAUUCCACAAACGAAUAUAUGAAAUGGUUGUAUUGUUAUGAUUAUUGGGUGCCAGUAUCACAAUAAAUAUGUAAAAAUGUGUUUUUGAUGUAUGAGCAUUAAUAAUAAACAUAUAUGACACUACUGACGUUAUCAUAAUCACAGUUCAUUAAAUGUGUUUUAUCUCAUGUUGGAUCACACAGAGACGGAUAUUCUCUAGUGACUUCAUGGGUCAAUAAUAUAGAUGAUGUGAAAGUACAAGGAUUUCUGGGAACUGUUGGAAAUUAUGAUCUGUGUUUGUAUAUUUAAAUGGUAUGUUUUCAUUAAAUUAACCGUAUGUGGUGAUUUUA
Molecule: messenger RNA, 3571 nt
Organism: Myxocyprinus asiaticus (Chinese sucker)
Lineage: Eukaryota; Metazoa; Chordata; Actinopteri; Cypriniformes; Catostomidae
Gene: pfkfb4a
Product: 6-phosphofructo-2-kinase/fructose-2,6-biphosphatase 4a
Exons: 14
Coding region: 203-1651 (482 amino acids)
Biological process (GO): fructose metabolic process; fructose 2,6-bisphosphate metabolic process
Cellular component (GO): cytosol
Molecular function (GO): fructose-2,6-bisphosphate 2-phosphatase activity; ATP binding; 6-phosphofructo-2-kinase activity
Source: RefSeq, a predicted model, not a curated record